AUGACAAGCAAUCUCAGUGCAACUUAUCAGACCCCUGAACUAAAUUUCACUGACUACAAUGACACAGAUCAGCAGUAUAACCUAGUCCAAGUGGCUAGCAAGCAGUCCAUAUAUUUACUUUUCUGUGUCUUGAUGGUCAUUAUCUGUAUUUUGGGACUUGUGGGCAAUGGGAUUGUCAUCAGGCUUCUGGGCUUCCACAUUAAGCGGAACCCUUUCACAACCUACAUCCUGAAUCUGGCAGUGGCUGACUUCGGAGUCCUUCUGGACCUUUUCCCCCUUGUCAUACAUGAAAUUGCCAGUAUGCUGAUUAAAAAACAAUUAUUUCACCUUUUUAUCAUACCUUUUCACCUCUUCUUAAUGAUGUACUUAGCAGGACAACUUCUCCUGACAGCCAUCAGCAUGGAUAGGUGUGUGACUGUCCUCUUCCCCAUCUGGCAUCGGUGCCAUCGCCCUCCACGCUUGUCCACCACCGUUUGUGUCCUCAUCUGGGUCCUCUGCUUCCUUCUCUCCGGAGUUCACAUGAUUCUCCAAAUGAUGACCAUGACUGAGAUUCUAGGAUAUCUCUUUCUUGCAAUUGCACUGCUCUGCCUCCCGCUCAUCACUGUCUCCAGUCUGAUUCUGUUCAUCAAAAUCUGCUUCAAAUCCCAGCAACAGAGGCGUGGAAAGCUCUUAACAGCCAUCUUAUUCUUGCUGUUUUUCUUCUUGAUCUUGGCUUUUCCACUCUCUGCUAUUUGGAUAAUGCUGUCAGUGUUUCAUUUUUUCUUUCUCUCAGCUGAUAUCGUACUUCAUGCUUGCCUGGUAUGUGCCUGCCUAAACAGCAGCAUCAACCCACUGAUUUAUUUCCUCAUGGCGCACAAAAAGAGGGGUCAGUCUAGGCAAAGCAUGAAGGUGGCCAUGCAGAGGGUUUUCCGAGAGGAGGAAAACCCCCAAGAGCAAUUGGAGCUCAGCACUCAAACCUAG
Molecule: messenger RNA, 960 nt
Organism: Varanus komodoensis (Komodo dragon)
Lineage: Eukaryota; Metazoa; Chordata; Lepidosauria; Squamata; Varanidae
Product: mas-related G-protein coupled receptor member H-like
Exons: 1
Coding region: 1-960 (319 amino acids)
Biological process (GO): G protein-coupled receptor signaling pathway
Cellular component (GO): membrane
Molecular function (GO): G protein-coupled receptor activity
Source: RefSeq, a predicted model, not a curated record